Dioscorea cayenensis subsp. rotundata (Guinea yam) is the source of this 1140-nucleotide messenger RNA. Its product is annotated as plasmodesmata-located protein 6-like. Gene Ontology annotation, cellular component: plasmodesma. The record is from RefSeq and is a predicted model, not a curated record. NCBI's taxonomy places the organism in Eukaryota, Viridiplantae, Streptophyta, Magnoliopsida, Dioscoreales, Dioscoreaceae. Bases 18 to 923 code for a protein of 301 amino acids. The transcript is spliced from 3 exons.
UACAACCACCUUCCAAAAUGACCACCACCUCCUCCUCCUCCUCCUCCUCCUCUCACCACCAUUACAACCUUCUUCUCUUCUUCUUCUUCAUCAUCUCCACCACCACAACCACCACCACUACUUCACCAACAACCUUCAUCUACGCCGGCUGCUCCCAAUCCAAAUACUCUCCAAACUCUCCAUAUGAACAAAACCUCAACUCCCUCCUCUCCACUCUCUCACUCUCCUCCACCCUCACUCUCUUCUCCAACUCCUCCUCCACCACCUUCUCCUCCUCUUCUCCGGCUUUCGCUCUUUUCCAAUGUCUCCCUUCUCUCCCUCUCCCUUCAUGCUCAUCCUGCAUCCACACCUCUCUUUCCAAACUCUCCUCUCUCUGCUCCUCCGCCACCUCCGCCACCAUCCUCCUCCACUCCUGCCUUCUCCGCUACUCCAACUCCUCCUUCUUCGGCCACUCCGACACUACUCUCCUCCUCAAAACCUGCGGCUCUUCUCUCCCUUCCCCUCCUUUCUCUUUCGACAUCACCACCAUGCUUGAUACUACUCUUUCUCAACUCCAAACUUCCUCUUCUUCUUCUUCUUAUAAUGUUGCAGGAGCUGGUUAUUUUCAGGCAGAGUCACAGUGUGAUGGAGAUUUAUCUCCAAAGUCUUGUGCUGAGUGUGUCAACCUCGCCGUCCGGCAGCUGAGGAAUGCCUGCGGUGGUGCUGUCGCCGGAGAUGUUUAUCUUGGGAGGUGCUUUGCUAGGUUUUGGUCCAUUAAUGAUUUUUACUCUCAUAAACCCUCAUCAUCAUCAUCCUCAUCAUCCUCAUCCUCUGGAAAUGAAGGCGAAAAAACAUUUGCUAUCCUCAUUGGACUUAUGGCUGGAAUUGCUCUACUUAUUGUCUUCCUUACCUUCAUUAGAAGGGCUGCUACUGAUGGUAAAUAAUGGACUUACGGAGGGCUUCAUAUUGAGAAGAAAUGAGUGCUAUAAAAAUAAGAAAAUAUUCCAUAAACUAAGGUUGAUAUAAUGUAGAAAUAAGUAUUAUUUGUUGUAUUUUGUAUUUUGUUUUAUUAUAAAAAAAAAACUUUGUUGUUGGUGGUGUGGUUCUAUUUAUAGUGUGUGCAAUUGGCUCAAUGUAUACAUUUUAUUUCUUUGAGUUUAA